AUGACUCUUCUUUCACUAAAGAAUAAGCACCUAAUAGAAGUCUUAUGUGACGAAAUUCUCAUAAAUUACCUGAUCAAUGAAGAGCUCCUCUCAAACUGGCGAGUUGACCUUUCGGAUGAUUAUACGAGCCUAAAUGCAAUCAUAGAAGAGGAUGUAGUAUUGACUAUCGGAGAAAUACCAAUUGCAUACGAUAAAGUUGAGGCUUUCAUCGAUAGGGUUUUGAAAUUGAGUGAGGAGACCUAUCAGGACUUCAAAGUGAUUAUAUUGGAGUUGUUAAUUCAUAUCAUGGACAUGUCUUACAUUAUUAAGAUUGAGUUGUUCAAUCAAAAGCUACACCACUUCUUGAUAGACAAGCUAUUAGAACUACUUACUGAUAGUGAACCUGAUAUAUCCCGCCUUAAUAAGCCUUCAACUAUCAACCAAAUUUUCCGGAUGGUGUUAAUCUUCCUUGAAUUGGGAUGUGAAGUCUACCAUUUCCGAAAAUUAAUAACUUUCCUAUUCAAUUCAGAAAGAUCUUCAAGAAACUCAAAAAAGGUCCAUUCCUCAGCAUCCAAAUUUAUCAUCCUUGAACUUCUUCACCGUCUGUUUACCAGGUACCCAUCCCAUUUCAGAUUCGCUCUAUUUAAUAAAAUCACCAGCUUCCCGUUUGUCAAUGAGAAUUUAAAGAAGAAGUUCACAAUUCAAACAUGGUUCAAGAUCAACAACUUAAGCCCUAGCAAUGAUGAACCAGUUUCCUUGUUUAUUUUGACUAAUUCCAACGCUUCCGAUCUUGACCAAACUACCUUCAAAAUCCAAUUAAUCAAUUCUCAGAAAGUUUCAAUCGAGAUCAAGAACCAUAAAACAAAAUCCAGGACCCAAUUUACAUUCAAUCAGAUUCUCCAAAUAGGAGCGAGAAGUAGUGAAACCGCAGAUUCGAAUAAUCAAGGCUACAUACACUUAGCAUUAACAUACGAUACAUCUUCAAAUUUGAAUUUGUUUCUUAAUGGGGAGUACAGUGAAUCUAUCCCGUGUCCAGAAAUUCACAAAGUAUUCUCGACUUGGAACAAGCUAUACAUUGGAAAUGAACCAUCUGAGAGCACUAAUUUUGGAAAUGCACAAAUUUCUGAUGAGAUACUUAUAAAGAAUUUGACCAUAUUGAAUACAAACUUAUCACAUGAGUGGAUCAACUUGUUAUACAAUUUGGGUUUAGGAUACGAUUGGGACUUUAAAGAUUUUACUACCGAGAAUUUGGUCAACCUAUUGCACCAUUUGAGCCCAAGAGGAUUAUUUAAUGUUGCUACAAAGAUUAACGAAUUAAAGAUACGCAAAAAGGAUCCUACUAAUUCUAAUGACUCCAUUGGGGCUAGCAAUGUAUCAAAAAGUUCGAGCGGGCAUUUCACUCUUGGAAGAUCAGGAGUCAAUUCCUCCGAGUCAACAAACCUAUUAGAUAAGCAAAGAAUAGCAGAUUCUUUAUCCAAAUUGAAACAAGAAACUGUAUUGUUUGAUACAAAUGAAUUUUUCAAUGGCCUAAAUGAACAAUACAAAUCAGAUAGGUCUUUUGCCGUUUCAGCAUUUAAAUAUCACAACUCCAUUUCAAUUCAUGGUGCUCUCUACGGAGUUGGUGGCACAUCUCUUGUUUUGCGACUCAUUGAGGCAUCUUUAGAAAUUCAAGACGGAAGAAUCAGAGACUCUACUAUUUACAAGUCAUUUUCUUUGUUGUUUACUCUAUUGAACAAUAGCUGGCGCCUUGCGAAAGAGUUCGAAAAUAUCAAUGGAUACGGGUUGUUAUCAAUCUUGUUGACGAAUUACAAGCAAAACUAUAACCCGUCUUUGAAAUUAUCAUUGCUAGAUGGGAAAGAAGACAUAAUCAAGAAGGGUGAAGAAUCUCCAAAUAACUUAUUAAGCUUAAUUCUUAGCUUUGGUGGAUAUGACUUUCUUAAUCCAUAUGAAUCAAUCAUUAUCAACUCGUUUCCCUAUCGAUUCUUACUCCUCAACUUUGACUUGUUCCACGAAUCACCAUCUUUUGAAUACUUGCUUUACCAUUUUCAAAUCCUUAUACAUGGCUCAAGAUACCAGAAGUUUAAUAGAAUCGAGCUUUCAAAGAUGAAAUUACUUAGAAAGUUGGUACAAUUCUUGAAAUCACCAUCCUUAUUGUUAACCCCCUUAAGCGCACCAGCGCUUGGUCAGUUAGCAUCAACAAUUACCAGCAUAAUUAAAUCUGAUACCUCAGUGGAAACCAUCAAGUCAAUUUCAUUGUAUGUCAUUUACGCCAUUUACAAUCCAGAUUGCUCUACCGAUUUGGGGGUAAGACUUUUAUACGUAUUGACGGAUAUUUUAUGCGAUAAUAAUUCAUCUAUAAAAACAUUGAAGAAGUUUUCGAGGUCUAUUACAAUUCAUUGGAUUUUAUUGUUGCUUAAUUGUACCAGUAAGAAGGUGGUAACAUGUGGAAUAAAGCUAUUAAGCAAACUUUUGAAGAUUUUAGGCCCACAUAUUAUCAAACGAUUUUUUGAGGUAAAUCAUGGAUUAGAUAUCUUGACUCAUUAUUUACGGGUAUGGUGGGAAGAUGAAAAGAUUUUAUGCUUAUUAUACUUGUCAAGUUUUGGAAAUGAUAAGAUCGACGAUGUGAAUCUAGAUGAGGUAGAUUUAAUUUCCAUUCAAAGUAAUCAUAAUUCAACGCAGUUGGUGUUACCCGAGUUCUUGAUCUUAAUGAACAAUAUUGUUUUGAACUCAUUGUAUACUUUGAGUUUAAAGAGUGGAAGACUUUUGGGUAGUAAUCCUUCAUCGCCCCGGAAAUCUGAGCAAGAGCAAGAGGAUUUGACCUUGUCAAUGAAUGUACUCCAUUUAUUAAAUAAGUACAUUGACAGUAUCAAAAAAGGAUUUGAAGCUUCUGGCACAUUACGUCAAUUUUAUUUGUCUAAAGAGUUCCUUGAUGGGAUCUUCGAGUUAUUGGGGCAUUUGAAGUUAUCGACAACCUGGGGUCUUAAGUUGAACCGCAACUUUGUUGAGGUCACCCUGAAAUUAAUUAGGGUGCUUUCAGAUUUGUUUAUUGAAAAUUUUAUCAAUGAUACGUUCAUGUCAUCAUUCGAGAAUUUGAAUGCUUCUACUAGGGUCUUAAUUCUUGACUCCAUAUUUCCAAGGAUAUUCGAGCACAUCAAUCAAUUCGUUAAUGUGUCAAACUUUAUAUUCAAUGAGAAAAGGUUCAUUGAUUCGACAGUUUCAUUGAGUAUCUAUUACUUGCAAGAGCUUAUUAAGAAGAAUUAUUUCUUAUCACAUGAAGAUUUGGACAUUUACAUAACUUGUAUUUGUUCAUUGAUGGAAGUUGCUGGAGAGCACUCUGGAAUAAGAAAAAUCAAGAGAGAAUUGGGCGGUUUGAUCAUAUUAAAAUUCGUAAAACUUGAUGAAGAAAUCAAGAAAAACCUCAAAGAUGUGGAUGAUCAAGAGCGAGCUUUUAGACUCGUUCAGAGUAUUUCUGAUGAAUUGGCUCAGGAACUUUCUAGUGGUUCCAAUAACAAGGAGCUUACUCCAGAAAGACCAAAGACUCCCGAUGGAAGCACAUUUAAGAAAACACCGGAUUCAUUCAACACUUCUUUGAAAUUUUUACUUUACAGACAGGUAACCAUUUUGCAAAAGGACGUAAUGGAUGACAGAAAGCUAAGUGAGCUUAUAAUUCUUAUCCUCGGAAUGUUUUUAAGAUCACCUCAUGAUGUUCAACUUCAGGAUAUGGAACAUGUGUUCAAUUUUUUGCGAACCUGCUACCUUAUGAGGCAGGAUGAUUUUCAACACGUUAUCAAGUUCUUGGAUUUAGGUGAGGACACUGGUUUAGUAUUUGAGUUCUUCCAAUUACUAGUCAGUAGAAAUGAUGAAGAGUCUUUUCAAAAGUUGACGAAGUAUUCUCGCAUACCACGGGAGUUGAUCAAAAACUCAAACAAGCUAGUUGCAAGAUUUCAUGAUCUCACAUACUUGCAUGUCAAGGACAUGCUUGGAGUGACUCUUCAUAAUGGUGGUAUGUUGGGCCAAUUGAACAACAUAUACAUCAAGAGCUUCGAGAAAGACUGUGAGCUGCUAAAAUCAUCGAUCAUCCAAGGCGAGUUGACCAAAUUCAAUAGGGCAAUUCAAGAUUUGCAGGAAAAUGCCCAGUUUUUCAUUUCUAAUUACAACUUGUUAAAGAACGAUGUAUCCAGGUUACUACAUGGUGGAAUAAAGCACAAGAACUACAUGCUAGAUUAUAUCGAGAACCAUGACAGAAUGAGAAAAAGGCUUAUUGUUGAGGAUCAAAUACCAGAUUCAGAAAAGCUUUCCUACAAUAUUAAUAUUCCUAUUAAGAAGUUUCAUGAACUCGACGAGAAUUUGUCGGGUUUGAAUUACUAUGAUGAGGUAAUUAGCUCCAAUGGGAUUGACACUCUUUCACUCUCAUCCGCAGAUGGUCUUGAUGGGGAUGUAUCCUUGUUGGAAGACGAAGGGUUCGAGAUAAUUGAUGGUACCUUGGGAAGCUCUUACGAAGACAAGAAUAGAAAAGUUAUUCGAAGUUUGUUUAUGGGAGAUCAAAUUUCAGCGCUAUGGAACAUUAGCCAGAUUAAUGGAUUAGUACCUGUGGAGAGCUUGAUGAUUUUGGGUACUAGCCACUUGUACUUGAUCGAGAAUUAUUUCCAUUGCAACGAUGGAAAUGUUAUUGACGUUCAGGAUGCCCCUGUCGAGUUGAGAGAUCCUAUUCUUCAUCUGAUCAAUUCUCAAUCCUCUAAUAUUUUGAAAAAUGAUGUUAGGAGUCAUCGUAACAAAAGUUGGAGUUUAGGAAAGCUAAGCUCGAUUUCAAAGCGUCAAUUCUUACUAAGGGAUAUUGCUAUCGAAAUGUUCUUUAGUGAUGGAGCUAGUAUUUUGAUCACUUGCUUAUCCACUAAAGAAAGAGAUGCCAUUUAUAACAAGUUAUAUCAUUAUGUUUCAGGAAAAGGGCUUGAUUAUGACUUGUCUCAGGUAUUACAAUCAUCCAGUUCAAUGUUGAACAAUAACUCAUUCUCGUUAACCAAAUUGGCGUCUGCAUUUUCCUCGCAAUCCUCUUCAGUCUCUUCAGCAUCUUCAACCUCAUCGUUUGUACUUGCUACGAAGAAGUGGAAAAUGGGAGAAAUGUCUAACUUCUACUACUUGAUGAUAAUCAAUACAUUAGCAGGAAGAACAUUCAACGAUUUGACUCAGUAUCCAAUAUUUCCUUGGGUAAUUGCUGAUUAUACUAGUGAAACAUUGGACUUAUCAAACCCUAAGAUAUUCAGAGAUUUAUCGAAACCAAUGGGUGCACAAACACCAAAUAGAGCAAAUCAGUUUAAGGAAAGAUUUGAUGCGUUAGCGAGUUUGAAUGAUCAUGAGGCACCCCCAUUUCAUUAUGGUACUCAUUAUUCAUCUGCAAUGAUAGUGACAUCGUUCUUGAUCCGGUUAAGGCCAUUCGUCCAAUCUUAUUUGUUAUUGCAAGGGGGAAAAUUUGAUCAUGCUGAUAGAUUAUUUAAUUCUGUUCUAAAAGCUUGGAACUCUGCCUCGCGAGACAAUACCACAGAUGUGAGGGAACUCACCCCCGAGUUCUUUUAUCUUCCAGAAUUUUUGGUCAAUACGAACAACUUUGAGUUUGGAUUGACCCAAAAUGGUGAUGCUCCGAAUAAUGUUGAAUUGCCCCCAUGGGCUCACAAUGAUCCAAAGAUAUUCAUUGCCAAAAACAGAGAAGCUCUAGAAAGCUCAUACGUCUCAGCUAACUUACACCUUUGGAUUGAUUUGAUUUUUGGAUUCAAGCAGAAUGGCCCAGAAGCUGAAAAGUCAUUGAAUGUUUUUCAUCAUCUUUCAUACAAUGGUGCAAUCAAUCUUGAUAAUGUGAACGAUGAUCUCGAAAGGAGGGCAAUAAUUGGGAUGAUCAAUAACUUCGGGCAAACGCCCAAACAGUUAUUUAAUAAUCCACACCCAAUGAAGGAGGUUUUGAAUUUGCCAAACUACUACUUGACAACACUCAGUGAGAGGUGUGUGACACCCAAGCUUCUUUUUGAAUCUAAAUUGAAUUUACCAAUUGAAAAGCUCGAGAUUAGUGCAAAAAUUGGUAGGAAAUGGAUUGGUAGACCUUCUUGCAUCAGUUCUGAAGACGACCUAUUAAUAAGAAAGGCCAACAAAUUCAAGUACGAUAGCGGAUCAUUAAUCAUCAAUCAAACAACGUUUUUGAAUAUUCACCUGUCAAACAUCACUGCAAUUGCCCCAAUUGGGCACAAGACGUUUUUGACUGGCUCUGAAGAUGGAAUUAUCAACGUGUGGAAAUGUAACACCAGGCCCCACAUAUCGUUACAGUUUCAAAGUGUUUUGAGGGGGCAUAUAUCACCAAUCACUGCAUUGAAGUUUAGUAAGAGUUUCAAGAUUGGGGUUAGUGUGGACUUGGACAACCUCGUGUUUGUGUGGGAUUUGACGAGAUUUAAGUUCAUUCGGAGAUUGACCCCUCCAGAAGGGAUUGUGAAGAGUGCAAUCGCAAGCAUCUCCAAUGAUACUGGGAACAUUGGGAUAGUAUAUCGGAUGAAAGAUCAUAACCAGCUCCAAAUAUAUACAGUUAACGGGGAAUUGAUCCUUGAUACAGAAUUUGGGGAUCAAACCAUAACCAGUUUCUGCUUUGGAAGCAUCAAUGAUCCCAUGGUGGAUACGGGUAAUAACCUGACUCUUAACAAUCAUGCAUACUGGUCCAAUGAAGUAAUAGCCGUUGCCAUGUCCAAAACAAUUCAAGUUUUUGAGCUCACUCCGUUAUUGGACAGUGACUGGAGGUUGAUUUGCAUCGACUCUCUUGACUACACAAACGUGCUUGGUGGUGGGAUCAGUGUGAUGCAAUUGUUCAAGUACACUGAAGUCGACCCCGAGGAUAAGUUGGUGAGAGGAAUAUUGAAGAUAGUGAUCGGUGACAGCACGGGUAAGGUAUACUCUAUUUAA
Messenger RNA from Suhomyces tanzawaensis NRRL Y-17324, 6912 nucleotides. It is a transcript of the gene BPH1, whose product is annotated as Bph1p. The record is from RefSeq and is a predicted model, not a curated record. Bases 1 to 6912 code for a protein of 2303 amino acids. NCBI's taxonomy places the organism in Eukaryota, Fungi, Ascomycota, Pichiomycetes, Serinales, Debaryomycetaceae. Gene Ontology annotation, molecular function: protein binding. The transcript has 3 exons.